Gossypium arboreum is the source of this 2844-nucleotide messenger RNA. Its product is annotated as putative disease resistance RPP13-like protein 1. The coding region runs from base 1 to 2844 and encodes 947 amino acids. NCBI's taxonomy places the organism in Eukaryota, Viridiplantae, Streptophyta, Magnoliopsida, Malvales, Malvaceae. The transcript has a single exon. Gene Ontology annotation, biological process: defense response to other organism. The record is from RefSeq and is a predicted model, not a curated record. Gene Ontology annotation, molecular function: ADP binding.
AUGAUUCCCAAGGUCAAAGAGAUCACUGAUAGACUGAAUAGUUUGACUACUCGAAGAAGUAAUUUGGGGUUGAGCGACAUCUUGUCUCAAGCUCCAACCUCCAAAGGAAAGCAACCCAGGCUGCAACCAACUUCCGUGGUGAAUGAAGCUGUGGAGUAUAUCAGUAGACAGAAGGAGAAGACAGAAAUGAUUGAGUUGCUCAAAGGUGAUAACUCCAGUGGAAUUUCAGUCCUUUCCAUCGUCGGCAUGGGAGGGAUGGGUAAAACAACUCUUGCUCAGCUUGUUUACAAUGAUGCCACCAUCAACGAGUCUUUUGACCACAAGGCCUGGGUAUGCGUUUCUGAUCAUUUUGAUGCAGUUAAUAUAACCAGGACAAUUUUAAAAUCCAUCGAUCCUGACUUUUGUGAUGAGAAUGACUUGAAUUUACUUCAAGUUAAGUUGAAGGAGAAGUUGUCUGGGAAAAGAUUCUUGCUUGUUUUAGAUGACAUUUGGAAUGAGAAUUAUAAUGAUUGGGACAUCUUACAGUCUCCGUUUGGAGAAGGGACCAAUAUCAUUGUAACCACUCGCUUUCAAAAUGUGCCAUCUAAUGUGGAUCUGCUUAAAGCUUUUCAUUUGGAUAAACUAUCAGAUGAUGAUUGUUUAUCCAUAUUUACACAGAAUGCAUUAAAAGCAAGAAAUUUUGAUAGACAUCUCCAGUUUAAACAAAUUGGAGAGAAAAUUGUCAGAAGGUGCAAUGGCUUACCUUUGGCCGCAAAAGCCAUUGGAAGCUUGCUACGCACAAUUAAAGACAAUGCAGAAUGGGAAAGAAUAAAUGAGAGUGAGAUAUGGAACUUACCAGAAGAGCAGUAUGGCAUAAUUCCAGCUUUGCAAUUAAGCUACCAUCAUCUUCCGUCAUACUUGAAACGAUGUUUUGCAUAUUGCUCCAUACUACCUAAAGAUUAUGAAUUUGAGGAAGAAGAAAUUAUCUUGUUAUGGAGAGAAGAAGGUCUCUUGCAACAAAAAGCUAUGCCUCAAAUUAAAGAUCUUGGAAAUCAAUAUUUCCAAGAUCUAGUGUCCAGGUCAUUUUUUCAGACAUCCAGUAAAGAUAAGUCCCGAUUCGUAAUUCAUGACCUUAUCAAUGAUUUAGCUCAAGUAGUUGCAGGAGAUAUAUGCUCCAAACUGGAAAGAGAUAAGCAACAAAAGUUCUCAAAUCGCACUCAACAUUCUUCGUAUAUUCUCACUAGAUAUGACACAGUAAAGAAGUUUGAAGCAUUUAAUCAAGUGAAUUCUUUACGUACUUUUCUACCUUUACAGUUGUCACAUUGUUGGAGGCCUUGUUUAACUAAUGUUGUUUUGGUUGAUUUGUUGCCAAAACUUGGCUACUUAAGGGUGCUUUCUUUGAGUGGGUAUGACAUCACUGAGUUGCCUGAUGUUUUUGAAAAUUUAAAACAUCUUCGCUACUUAAAUUUUUCUGACACCGAUAUCAAAUGCCUACCCGAUUCUUUGUGCACUCUUUAUCAUUUGGAAACUUUAUUAUUAAGAAGGUGUUACAGUCUUCAAAGAUUGCCUUCAAAGAUGGGAAAUCUUGUCAACUUGCAUUAUCUUGAUAUUAGAGAUGCCUACUCAAUAGAUAGGAUGCCUUUUGGAAUUGAUAAGCUAACCAAUCUCCAAAGGCUAUCUGAUUUUAUCAUAGGGGAAGGUGAUGGACAUCGUAUCAGAGAAUUGAAAUAUUUGUCAAACCUCAAAGGUGAUUUCUGUCUUUCUAGGUUGGAGAAUGUUAAUGGAGAAGAUGCAGGGGAAGCCAAGUUAAAUGAGAAGCAAGGAAUUGAUCGACUGGUAUUGGAAUGGAGUUGGGACUUUAAGAACGAUAGAAGGAAUAAAGAAGUUGAAGAAUUGGUGUUGGACUCUCUUCGUCCUCCAAAAAAGCUUGAGCAACUCGUCAUUCAGAAUUAUGGUGGUGCAAAAUUCUCUACUUGGAUUGCAGAUUCUUCCUUCAAGAAUAUAUUGUCAUUGGAGCUUAGCAACUGUAAAAAUUGCAAAUCACUACCAUCGAUUGCAAGGUUAUCAUUUUUAAAAGACCUUUCAAUCUGUGAUUUGAAUGAGGUACAUAAGAUUGGUGUUGAGUUGUUUGGAGCAAAUCAAUCGAAUGUAUUUGCAUCGUUAGAAACACUAUGUUUCAAGAGUAUGCCAAACUGGAAGGAGUGGGACCCAUAUGAAGGUGAUGAGCAAGUUUCGAAAUUCCCCAGCCUUCUUGAGCUUUCAAUCAGAAGAUGUACUCAAUUGUUGAGAAGGUUGCCAACCCUUCUUCAAUCCUUGCAGAAACUUGUAAUCUACGAGUGUAGAAGGUUGGUAGUUUCAAUUUCAAGUUUUUCGUCUUUAUGUGAAUUAAGCAUUGAAGGGUGUAAAGAAUUUGUGGAUGAAGGCUCUUCUUCUGCAGAUGAGGUUACCUCUUUGAAAAGUGUCUCUCUUACAAACAUUUCAAAGUUUGAUAUUUCAGCAGAGAAGGCAUUGUUGAGAUUUGCAAACUCGAAAAAUUUUAAGAUCUAUAGUUGGAGUGAGUUGGAAUAUUUAUGGCAAAAUGGGUUAAGCUUAGUUGGCCAUCGCUUUAUUACGAUUGAGUAUUGUCCCCAAUUGGUCUCUUUGGAAACAGAGGAGGAGAGAUUGCAACUUGACAAGAUUCCAAGUGUUGAAUCUCUGGUAAUAGAUAAUUGUGAAAGGCUCAAUAGACUACCAAAAGUCUUACAUGCUGUCCCAUUCAUUACGAGAAUAGCACUUGGAGAGUGUCCAGGCUUGGUUUCUUUUGCAGAGAGUGACUUUCCUCCUGCUUUAAAAGAGCUGAGGAUUUGGAAAUGUGAGAAUUUGUAA